GGAGCGUUGUUUUUGUCGUAUUUUGUGCAAAAAAAAAGAGAAAGAAUUUGUUUCGCUCCUAAAUUUAGCUAAAACAUAAAAAAACAUGCUGUGAUAUUUCGAAGUGUAAUGAUCUUAAAAUAUUUUAGUGAAUAUAAGAUUUCUUUAUAGUUUACUAACAUAACCUAAAAGCGGUUGACGCGAUCUCCAAAAAUGUUUUCUAUCUGCCGCCAAACACACCCAGCGACUGGGAUCGAGCACGCUGUGAGCUGCUGCUUCUUCAGCACCGAUGAAGUGUGCUUGGUCACCGCUGGAGCGAAUAUUAUCAAGGUCUUCAGGCUAUUCCCUGAGGGCCAAACCAAAGAGGUCAAUGCCGCUGGUCAGCAAAUACCCCCUAAGAUGAAGCUUGAAUGCCUCGCAACCUACACGCUAUGGGGCAACGUGAUGUCCAUGGCAUCAGUACGAUGCCCCAGUGCUGGCAGAGACCUACUGCUGGUGUCGUUCAAGGAAGCCAAGCUGUCAGUACUACAAUAUGACCCGCAGACGAACAAUCUGAUCACUUUGAGCAUGCAUUACUUUGAAGAAGAUGAUAUGAAGAAUGGCUGGACAACACACCCACACAUUCCAUGGAUCCGAGUAGACCCAGAGUGCAGGUGUGCAGUGAUGCUGCUGUAUGGAAAGAAACUGGCAGUGCUCCCGUUCAGAAAAGAUAUCACAUCUGAAGACGGUGACCCGCUUGAGGCAAAACCGUUCAAUGAUACUAAGAAAAAUGCGCCCACACAAACUAUGACCCGUGCACCCACUCUCGCCUCCUACGUCAUAGUUCUCAAGGAGUUGGAUGAGAAGAUAGACAAUAUACUGGACAUACAGUUCUUGCACGGAUACUAUGAGCCUACACUGCUGUUGCUGUAUGAGCCUGUGAGGACUUUUGCUGGCCGCACGGCCGUGCGCAACGACACGUGCGCGAUGGCCGGCGUGAGCCUGAACAUGAGCGCGCGCGUGCACCCCGUCAUCUGGGCCACGGCGGGGCUGCCCUUCGACUGUCUACAAGCUGUGCCGGUUCAGAAGCCGCUGGGUGGCUGUCUUAUAAUGGCGGUGAAUUCACUGAUCUACCUCAACCAAUCGGUGCCACCGUAUGGAGUAUCCCUCAACAGUAUAGCGACACACACGACUAACUUUCCUCUCAGAAUCCAGGAAGGUGUGUGCAUCACUCUAGACGGGGCUUGCGUAGCGCCACUGGGAGAGGCUCGCUUGGCGCUGUCACUGCGCGGUGGACAGCUAUACGUGCUGACACUGCUGUCUGACAGCGUGCGCAGCGUACGAAGUUUUCACUUGGACCGCGCCGCCGCCUCCGUUCUUACUACUUGUAUGUGCGUGAUAGAAGAGGACUUCCUAUUCCUCGGAUCUCGUCUCGGUAACUCGCUUCUCCUACGAGUGACAGAGAGAGAAAACCGCAUGUUGUUCUCUGUGGAGAAACCUUUGGAAGCUACUGUGGAUCUGACUGUCUCUGACGCUGAAAGAGAGAAAGAAAAAGAGAAAGAAGCGAGCUCAAACAAAGACCAGUCUCAACAAAAAGACGACCCGGCGUCCAAGAAACGUCGCCUCGACUCGCUGAGCGAUUGUGUGGCGACCAACGUCAUAGAGAUCAGCGAUAAGGAUGAGCUGGAAGUCUAUGGCUCAGAUAUCAGGACUUCUACGCAGUUGACCAGUUAUGUCUUUGAGGUGUGCGAUUCCCUCCUAAACAUCUGCCCUAUAGGCGAUGUUUCAAUGGGCGAACCGCAGCUUCAAACAGCCGGCGACGCAGAAACUGAAGCCGAGCCUUCCAUCGAGUUAGUGGCCUGCAGCGGCCGCGGCAAGAACGGAGCCCUGACUGUCCUGCAGAGGGCGCUGCGGCCGCAUCUGGUCACUGCCUUCACUCUGCCAGGCUGCCUGGACAUGUGGACGGUGAUCGGCGAGCCAGCCGAAGGUCAGAGCUCCCGCGAAGUGCACAAAGACAUGGAGGGUACGCACGCAUAUCUUAUACUCACGCAGGACGACUCUAGUAUGAUCCUCCAGACCGGGCAGGAGAUCAACGAGGUAGACAACUCUGGCUUCAUGACGGGCUCGCCGACCGUGUUCGCGGGCAACCUCGGCCACAACCGGUUCAUGGUGCAGGUCACCACCACCGCCAUCCGGCUCAUCAAGAAUGGCACCAACAUCCAAUCCAUUCAGUUCGAGUGGACGGCGGAAUAUGCCAACACGGCUGAUCCCUACGUAUGCGUGGUGUCCACUUGUGGGCGAGCGCUGGUAUUGGCCCUGAGAGAGUUCCGCGCUAAGGAUGGGACGCAAACGGGGCGUCUAGCACCAACUCGGCAAGCGGUGCCGGCGCGGCCGGCCCUAGCACGCUGCGUGCCUUAUCGGGACUUGAGUGGGUUGUUGGCACCGCCAGAUGCUCAUCCUGCACAGGUGAAGGGCGAGUUCCAAGGCAAAGCGCCCAGCAACGUGAAAGCCGAAGGCCUUAAGCCGGGCGCCAUCUAUGAGCUCAACGACGACGACGAACUUCUCUACGGCGGCGACCAGACGCCCGCUUCUAUGGCCAGUAUAAUGUUAGCAGAACAGUCCAAGAAUCCAGGCGUUCCUCGCCGCAUCUCGCGCUGGUGGAAGAAACAUCUAGUGGAGGUCAAGCCUACGUACUGGCUGUUCGUGAUCCGACGCAACGGGAACUUAGAGUUAUACUCACUGCCGGAGAUGAGACUGAGCUUUUUGGUCAGAGACGCUUGCGCGGGACAUAGGAUCCUAGCAGACAGCCUAGAAUCAGUCCCAGUCAUGCCGAACCCAGCGGAAGACGAGCAACUCAACUCUUCGCAUCACAACGCGUCAGUGGACCGACUGCGAGAACUACUGGUGGUUGGGCUCGGGAACAAAGGCUCGCGAGUGCUGAUGCUGAUGCGCUGCGAUAACACGCUGAUGGUCUACCAGGCUUACAAAUACCCCCGAGGCAACUUAAAGAUGCGUUUCUCCCGAAUGAACGUGAGCUUUCCAUUCGGUUACGCGGGCGGCGAUCCGGCGCCCGCUGACUCGUACGAAGGCACCUUCCUAAGGGAACACGUGAGGCAGAUGCGGUACUUUGGAAACGUGGGCGGUUACAACGGGGUAUUCAUCUGCGGGCCCACGCCCUACGUGCUGCUACUGACGGCCCGCGGGGAGAUCCGGCUGCACCCGCUGGCGGCCUCAGACACCACCGUCGUCGCCUUCGCUUCGUUCAACAACACCAACUGUCCGCAGGGCUUCCUGUACUUUACUGCCGAUUCGGAGCUCCGCAUCUGCGCUCUACCCACCCACCUAUCCUACGACGCUCCCUGGCCAGUGCGGAAAGUCCCCAUCCGAAUGACGCCGCACUUCGUGACGUACCACAUGGAGUCCAAGACUUAUUGCCUGGUCGCGUCUACGUCACACCCCACGCAGACUUACUACAAGUUUAAUGGGGAAGAUAAGGAGAAGUCUAAUGAGAAUAAGGGAGACAGAUUCCCGUACCCGCUUCAAGAGCGGUUCUCCGUGGCGCUGUUCUCUCCGGUAUCCUGGGAGCUGAUCCCCAACACGCGCAUCGAGCUGGACGACUGGGAGCACGUCACCUGCCUCAAGAACGUGGCGCUGUCCUACGAGGGCACCAGGGCACCAGGUAUCCAUCUUAGAAGGACACCAGGUAUCCACAUCAGAAGGACACCAGGUAUCCAACUCAGAAGGACACCAGGUAUCCAUCUCAGAAGGACACCAGAGCGGUUCUCCGUGGCGCUGUUCUCUCCGGUCUCCUGGGAGCUGAUCCCCAACACGCGCAUCGAGCUGGACGACUGGGAGCACGUCACCUGCCUCAAGAACGUGGCGCUGUCCUACGAGGGCACCAGAGGGCACCAGGUAUCCAUCUCAGAAAGACACCAGGUAACUGUCUCAGAAGGACACCAGGUAUCCAACUCAGAAGGACACCAGGUAACCGUCUCACUUGGGCACCAGGUAUCCAUCUCAGAAGGACAACAGGUAUCCACCUCAGAAGGACACCAGGUAUCCACCUCAGAAGGACACCAGGUAUCCAUUUCAGAAGAACACCAGGUAUCCAACUCAGAAGGACACCAGGUAUCCAACUUAGAAGGACAACAUGUAUCCACCUCAGAAGGGCACCAGGUAUCCGCCUCAGAAGGACACCAGGUAAAUGUCCCAGAAGGACACCAGGUAUCCACCUCAGAAGGACAACAGGUAUCUACCUCAGAAGGACAACAGGUAUCCACCUCAGAAGGACACCAGGUAACCGUCUCAGAAGGACACCAGGUAACCGUCUCAGAAGAACACCAGGUAUCCAUCUCAGAAAGACAACAGGUAACCGUCUCACCAGGGCACCAGGUAACGCUUCAAGAGCGAUUCUCUGUAGCGCUGUUCUCUCCGGUCUCAUGGGAGCUGAUCCCGAAUACGCGCAUCGAGCUUGACGACUGGGAGCACGUCACCUGCCUCAAGAACGUGGCGCUGUCCUACGAGGGCACCAGGUAA
Messenger RNA from Ostrinia furnacalis (Asian corn borer), 4494 nucleotides. It is a transcript of the gene CPSF1, whose product is annotated as cleavage and polyadenylation specificity factor subunit 1. The record is from RefSeq and is a predicted model, not a curated record. The transcript is spliced from 24 exons. NCBI's taxonomy places the organism in Eukaryota, Metazoa, Arthropoda, Insecta, Lepidoptera, Crambidae. Gene Ontology annotation, molecular function: protein binding. Bases 193 to 4494 code for a protein of 1433 amino acids.